UCUGCGCCGACCGAAACUCCAGCCCUGCCAGAGAGGUUCCGGGGCUGGCUGCGGCUGGAGGCGGCGGAAUGGAGACCCGAACCCAGGACGCGGGACUGACCGGCCGCCCCACGCUGGCCUCUUCCUGGGGCGCGGCGAGCGGGGCCCUGGCCCAGAGCCUCCUCCUCACCCGGGCUGGCGUCGGUGCCCCGGACCUCGACUGGGAGGAGCUGCUGGCGCCGCCUGCUCCGGGCCAGGACCUGGUGCGCCUGAGCGGGACCCCCGACCCCCGAGGCGGAGCCCCCUGCUUCCUCGACCUGAGCUGCGACCCCGAGCGGGGUGAAGAGGUCCUCGCGCUGGCCAUCCUGAGCUCGGCGAGAAACAUGGAGGUGUACGCGGGAGAGGAGUACUGCGGCACCGGCAGGGGCAAGCGCGCCUGCUCCGUCCCCGACGGCAGUGAACAUGAAAAGAUUAUUUUAUACAAAAAAUAUCUAAAAUUGGAAUCUUCCACACGUGCCUGUAAAAUAAAGUUGCUGUCCUUUGGUGAAAAGCAGUGCGUGUUCAUCAGUAAAGUCGUCGUAUAUGUGAGACCAGCUUUAGCAAAUUCUUCACCAAGCUCUCCUGCUCUAGGAUCAAGGAUAGACCUUGACAAGGUCCAAACCAUAAUGGACUCCAUGGGGUCAAAGUUAUCACCUGGAGCUCAGCAGUUGAUGAAUAUGGUUAGAUUUCAGCAGCAGAACCGUAUUCCCCUUGGAGAGCAGCUCCAGUCCGUUUUGGGAACUGCCGGGUACAAGCACAUGACUGCGCUCCAGCCGUCGUCCACCUCAGGACCCCCGGACAAGUCGUCCUCCACACCUUUCCCGUUCAGAACUGGAUUGACCUCUGCAAACGGGACUGAAAACGUGCAGACUUUCAUGGAUGAAAGCACAAGGCCACCUGGGGAGGGAAGUACCACCAACCGUGACGGGUGUAAGACUGCGCCGCAGAACCAUUCCCUUCUUGAAAAUGAUCUUAAAAAUGCAGUCUCUUCUUUCUCACCGAAGAAAGCAAGUGGCAGCUCCCUGCCCAGCUCCGAGUUGCUGCCCUUUCUCCAGAAUUUAUGCAGUCAAGUCAACCAUCUCCGAGUGGGACAUAAUGCCAAGUGGCAGGAAAACCUCUCCAAGCCCCGUGAAGGCAUUGUCGGUGUUGCAAUGGAAGAACAGCCUAUUUGCUCCUACUUGGAGAAGAUUCUCUCUAAAAAUAUGGAACUGAUGGAAAAGAAACUUGUGGACUACAUUGAUCAGCGAAUGCAUCAACUGCAGGAGCACAUAGAUGACAAGGUAGCCUUGUUGAUGGACUUCCUGCAAAAUCCCAACUCCCCGCCCACUGGGCUGCCUCUGAGACAUUGUGACUCUGGAGAAAGACUUUCCAAUGGAGAAAGAUAAGCUCUCAGCGUAUAGUGACCUGCAGAUAUUUAUUACCUAUUUAUUACAAAACCCAAACCUAAAAACAUUUAUGAAAGCCAAGUAUUUGAUGUCCUGUGAAGGCUCAUCGGCUGACAUAAAGUGACCUCAGUGUUUUUACUGCCCUUGUUACUGUAAAUCCAGUACUGUACACUAAGAGUUAACACCGAAGUCAGAAGUUAUUCUUGUUUGCAAUGUUUUUCACUUACAGAUUUUUUAUAUGCUUGUGUGUUGUCUUUAAAUGCUUAUGAAUUUCUAAUGCAGUUCAUUGGUUUGUAUUGUAUAUGUGUUCAGUUGAAUUGAAUUUUUUUUAUUUAUGUAGACACCUUAUUUUAUAGUCUUAGGAAUAUGAAAAAUAGUGUUUAGAGUAUUUGAUAUUCUUUUCUUUAUCUAAUUGUUCUUGGAAUAUUGGAUAUUUAUAACCUUUAAUUCAAGUCACCAAUUUACAUUUUGUGUUGUUUAUUUAAGGUAAUGAAUCGAACACCAUGUUUGAUAUGUGGAAAAUUAGUUUACACAGUGGAAAAUUAGUUUACACCAAGGCUGUUAGUACUGUUUGUUUUAUUAUAAGGUAGCUAUAUAUAGGAAAGUAUAAAAUCAGAACCAGCCUAUUCCUUUUUAAGAUUACUACUUUGACUUUGAUGUUUGACAUAAAAUGGGAGCAUUCAUCUCAUUUGGUCUUAGUAGCCCCAGACAAUAAAAGGAAGUCUUUCUUUUCUUAAACUGAUACAAGUUCUUCUCCCCAGAGUCCUUCCUGGCAUAUUUAAUGUGUGACAUCCUGAGAAUCUGCAUUGAAGUAUUAAGACAUAUGAAUAAAGGAGGUUACAAGACUCUAGCAGACUUAAUUUUCAGAAUUUAUAACUUGUAUACAUGUUGAAGGGUGAUGUAUUUGCAGCUAAAAAUAAAUGCAUCUACUCUGGAAGCUGCUUGUCUUAAGCAAAUAGAACUCUCAUCUUGAACUAAUUUUAUUUUAAAUUGUUUCAUGUUUUAGAAAAAGGAUUAUUUCAUACUCAUUUAUUAUUUUGGCAAAUUUGUUCUCUAAAAUGAGGGCUAAUUUACAUAUGGCAUAUUCAUUUUUAUUUUACUACAAAGGUGACACAAUAUAUUAAACACACUGACCAUAGUCUCAAGGAUUUGCAUAUCAUUUUUGCUAGUCCUUUAUUGACCAUUAUUCAUGGGACAAUCAGAACAUAUAGUUCUAAGGUAGCAUUUCCUUAUUGAGAAUUAAUCUGUCUCAAGGCUAAACUCAGGAGUGCAGUCUUACAGCUUCUGGUAGUUUGGGUCUACUCAUUGAUUCAUAGAAUGCCUCACUGGAAUGCAGCCACAAUCGCUGAUUCCGAGCAAGGACCAUGAAUGAAAAUGGAUACAGACAGUUGAAAGACCAAGUCUGAGUUCUUUCUGCAUGUAUUUGAUGGUGAAAUACUGUAACUGAGAGGGAAGAUUUUAAAAAGUAAUAAUUGGCAAUAUGAAUGUCACAUAUGUAUGAAAUUCUGGGGGUUUUAUGUAUUUAUUAAGAUUUAAAACAAAACCAGUACAACAAUGGAACUUAUUGAAUUAGUCAGUAUGUUAAAAAUCAGACAAAAUACCCAUAAAAGUAUUUCUAUUUCAAAUGACUGAUUUGAGUUUUAUUUUCUAAUGUGUAGUAGCAAAUUUGUGAACUUAAAAGUAUUAUAGUCAAAGAGCUUAUGCAGCAUCAUUAAUAGUAUUUUCUAUAGCUCU
Molecule: messenger RNA, 3137 nt
Organism: Sciurus carolinensis (gray squirrel)
Lineage: Eukaryota; Metazoa; Chordata; Mammalia; Rodentia; Sciuridae
Gene: C5H10orf88
Product: chromosome 5 C10orf88 homolog
Exons: 6
Coding region: 69-1403 (444 amino acids)
Source: RefSeq, a predicted model, not a curated record